Glycine soja is the source of this 1658-nucleotide messenger RNA. RefSeq names its product STOREKEEPER protein-like. Gene Ontology annotation, biological process: regulation of DNA-templated transcription. Bases 87 to 1433 code for a protein of 448 amino acids. Lineage: Eukaryota; Viridiplantae; Streptophyta; Magnoliopsida; Fabales; Fabaceae. The transcript has a single exon. Gene Ontology annotation, cellular component: nucleus. The record is from RefSeq and is a predicted model, not a curated record.
GCUGUCACUACCCACUACCUAAGCUCUUCUCACUCACUCAGUUAGUUGUUCCGAAAACCCUAAUUAUAAUUAAAUUUAAUUUCACCAUGGCACAGAAGCAAAAGCUGCGCCCUUCUCCUCUCGACGAGCCACCCACUGCUUCCUCUUCCGAUUCCGAGGAAGAAGAGCCACAACAACAACAACCAUCCUCCCAGAAGAACAAAGAAGAGGAAGACGAAGAAGUUUCCUCCGGAGAAGAAGAAGAAGAAGACGAAGAAGAAGAAGAAGCUGCUUCCUCCGAAGAAGAGGAAGAAGACGAAGAUCUCCCACCACCACCAGUUUCCAAAAACCCUCCACCCCCUCCCGCAAACCCUCAGCCCCAACACUCUUCCUCCGAAUCCGAAACCGAAUCAGGAUCCGAGACCGAAUCCGAACCUGACCCCACUCCCGUCAAGGUCAAGCCUUUAGCUUCCAAGCCCAUGGACCAGGCCCAAAAGCCCAAGGCCCAGCCCUCCCCGGCGCCACCCCCAAAAUUGACACUCAAGCGCCCCGCCGAGAACAACAACAACAACGCCCGCGUCGCCGACUCCAAACGCGCCAAGAAGAAAGCCACCGAAUCUUCUUCUGCCGCCAACUCCGCCGCGGCCGCUGCUUCUGACGACGAGAUGGAGGAGGACGGGAAGAAGUCCGGCGAUAACUCGAAGAAGUUUCAGAGACUGUGGAGCGAGGAGGACGAGCUCGCCAUUGUGAAGGGCGUGGUUGAGUUCACUUCGAAAACAGGGCUGGACCCUCUUAAGUUUCCCAAUACCAACGCUUUUCACGAUUUCGUGAAGAAGUCGCUUCACGUGGAAGUUUCCUGCAACCAGCUGAAGGAGAAGGUCCGAAGGCUCAAGAAGAAGUUUGAGACCCAGGCUGGAAAAGGGAAGAACGGAGAGGCCCCUAAGUUUUCCAAACCGCACGAUCAGAAAUUCUUUGAAUUGUCCAAAAAGGUUUGGGGACGUGAGGUUACUGCUGGAGCUAAUGGGGGCCCCGUGGAGAAGCCCAAGUCUAAUGGGAGUGCUGUCAAGAGUCCGAAGAAGAAGGAAAGCGGUAGCAGGAAUGUGGCUUCUGCUAAGAAACCGAAGCCUGAAUCAAAACCGGAGCCGGUUCCAGUGCUGUCCUUGGAGUAUAAGGAUUCUGAAAAGAUGCAGAUUAAUCAAAAGCCUGAUGGUGGUGAUGCAAGUUUGUUUUUGCGCGAAUUGGCUCGAUCCAAAGAGGGUGCGAGUAUUUGUAAGCUGGAUGAGGAUGAUGUGAAGAGGGGGUUGGAGUUGAUUGGAGAGUCAAAGAGGGCAGAGUUGAGGGGGAAGUGGAAGAAAUUACAUCUUGCUGAGAUGGAACUGUUUGCGAAUCGCUCAGAACUGAUAGGGGAGCAGACUAAGUUGAUACUUGAGGCGCUUCAGGCAUCCGAUCAUUAGGAUUUCUCAAUUUUGUUAGGCGGCCUUUUUGGUACUCUGUGCCGUAUAUUUUGUGACCUAUCCUCUAUGCAUUGUAAUCAUGUGGUUAUGGUACGUACAGUCUUUUAAUUCAGUGGCAGUAGCAGUGUUUAGUUAUUGACUUUAUGAAAAUAUCUUGCUUCAGAAGUUUCAAGGAAUUUUGUUUCAAAUGAUUCUCUAUAAUUUAUAACUUAUUUUGAAUUGGAA